AUGGCCGACUCGAACUACCUCGCCCUGCCGGGCUCUGUUGCGUUCUCUCGCUCUCGAGGACGCGCUGUCGCUGCUUCCAUCGGUGCUCUCGACGUCCGUGCCCAAUGGAUUCAUUACGUCCACGCUACCGAGCGUUUGGCCUCGUCUCAACAAGACGUCCUCGAACAGCUCCUCCGUUACGGUGACAUCAACGAUAUCCCUCCCACUUUCAGCGAGAAGGACGGAGAAUUCGACGUUUUCUACGUUUGCCCGCGAACCGGAACCAUCUCUCCAUGGAGCUCGCAAGCCACCGGUAUUGCCCACGUCUGCGGCCUCAACAAGUACGUCAAGCGAAUCGAGCGUGGAAUGAAGAUUUCUUGCCUUCGCCCCCAGAAUGGAGAAUACAAGUCGGGAUUCAAGGACAUUCUGCAUGAUCGAAUGACCCAGCUUAUCGGCCAGGAAGAGCCCGAUUUGCACCUGAUGUUCUCCGAGCACAGCCCGUUGCCACUCGAAACCGUUCCCCUCACUGGCAGUGAUAAGUCGCCAAAGGAGGUAUUGCAAGAAGCGAACAAGCGCAUGGGACUGGCAUUGGAGGAAUCUGAAAUUGAUUAUCUUGCCGAAGCCUAUGGCCCCAACGGCCCCCUCGCCCGUGACCCUACCGACGUCGAGCUCUUCAUGUUCGCUCAGGUCAACUCGGAGCACUGCCGUCACAAGCAGUUCAACGCGUCUUGGACAAUUGACGGGAUGGAGAUGCCGAACAGUCUUUUCUCGAUGAUUCGAAACACCCACCGAAAGAAUCCUGAAUACACUGUCAGCGCAUACAGCGACAAUGCUGCCGUACUUGAGGGCUUUGAGUCAUCUUUCUGGGCUCCCGACGCUACCACUGGGGAGUGGAACCAUACAAAGGAAAUCGUCCACUUCCUCGCCAAGGUGGAGACCCAUAACCAUCCUACUGCAGUCUCACCUUACCCCGGUGCUGCGACCGGAUCAGGUGGUGAAAUCCGUGACGAAGGCGCUGUCGGACGAGGCUCCAAGCCCAAGGCUGGUCUUUCCGGUUACUGUGUCUCCGACCUCCUCAUCCCAGGCUUGGAACAGCCAUGGGAGUUGAAUGUCGGUAAGCCGAACCAUAUUGCUAGCGCUCUCGACAUCAUGCUCGAAGCACCCAUCGGAAGUGCCGCUUUCAACAACGAGUUCGGUCGGCCCUGUAUCUCUGGUUACUUCCGUACUCUUUUAACGGAGAUCGAUGUUGGAAAUGGUGAGAAGGAGGUGCGCGGAUACCACAAGCCCAUCAUGAUUGCUGGCGGUGUUGGAACAGUCCGACCCCAACACGCGAUCAAGAAGCCUGAUGCCGUCAAGCCCGGUGCGUUCCUUGUGGUUCUCGGCGGCCCCGCCAUGCUCAUCGGUCUCGGAGGAGGUGCUGCCUCCAGUAUCACCUCCGGUGAAGGGUCUGUCGACCUCGACUUUGCCAGUGUGCAGAGAGGCAAUGCCGAAGUCCAGAGAAGGGCUCAAGAGGUCAUCAACGCUUGUACCUCCAUGGGCGAUAACAACCCAAUCAAGUUCAUUCACGAUGUUGGCGCCGGCGGUCUCUCCAACGCACUCCCCGAGUUGAUUCACGACUCAGGCCUAGGCGCCACAUUCGAACUUCGUGAAAUUGACAGCGCAGACAGGAGUAUGAGCCCCAUGCAGAUCUGGUGUUGCGAGGCCCAAGAGCGCUAUGUCAUGGCUGUUGGUGAGGAGAGCAUGAACAAGUUCACUGCUAUCUGUCACCGAGAACGUUGUGGCUUCUCCGUCGUCGGCCGCGGCGCUGGAUCGUCAGAGCAAGAGGAAAAGAAACUCAUCCUCCUCGACAGAGAGUCCAAGGACCACGCAACCGUCAUUGACAUGCCCCUCUCAGUGCUGUUCGGAAAGCCACCCCGGAUGACUCGCACUGUUGACUCCCGCAAGCUGAAACUUCCCACCGUGGACUCCAGCCUGACCACCUACCUCCCGUCGCUUGCUGCUAACCGCGCGGAGCUCAUCGGCGAAGCCGCCAAGAGAGUCCUCUCCCUGCCAGCUGUCGGUUCCAAGUCUUUCCUCAUCACCAUUGGCGACCGAACCGUCGGCGGUCUCACUGCCCGCGACCAGAUGGUUGGUCGUUGGCAGACUCCCGUUUCCGACGUUGCUGUCACUGCCACUGCUCUGGCUCAGGGCCUGAAGACUGGUGAGGCCAUGGCGAUGGGCGAAAAGCCCACACUCGCACUGAUCUCUCCUGGAGCUUCUGCUCGCAUGGCCGUUGCUGAGUCGCUCAUGAACCUUGCCGCUGCUGAUUUGGUUGACCGUUUGAGCCGCGUCAAGCUUUCCGCUAACUGGAUGUCCGCCAGCAGCCACCCUGGAGAGGGUGCCGCUAUCUACGAGGCAGUCGAGGCGAUCGGUAUGCAUUUGUGCCCUCAACUUGGCAUUAGCAUCCCGGUCGGUAAGGACUCCAUGUCCAUGAAGAUGAAGUGGAAGGAUGAGUCCGGACCCAAGGAAGUCACUGCUCCCAUGUCUUGUGUGAUUACCGCCUUUGCACCAGUCCAGAACUUCCGCAAGACUUGGACCCCUGCGCUCCGCCACCCCGAGGAUGUCGGUGACACUGUUCUCAUGUUCGUUGACCUGUCCUUUGGACGCAAGGCUCUUGGUGGAUCUGCCCUCGCUCAGGUCUUCAACCAAGUUGGUUCCGAGUGCCCAGAUAUCCGUGACAUCGAGAUCUUCAAGGACUUCUUCGAUGCCACCCAACAGCUCCAGGAGGCAGGCAUUGUCCUCGCCUACCACGACCGCUCAGACGGUGGUCUUUUCACAACCCUCGCCGAGAUGAUGUUCGCUGGUCGCUGCGGUCUGGAGAUCAUGCUCGACGGCAUCUGCCCUGACCUCAAUACCAGCAGCUUCGUCGAGACCCUGUUCAACGAGGAACUUGGAGCCGUCUUCCAAGUGCGCAAGGAACACGAGAUGCAAUUCCGCUCCUGCUUCGCAACCUGCGGCCCACCCGCCGGCCUCAUUCACAAGAUCGGCCGCGUCUCCGAGCGCCCCAAGCAGAACCUCGCCAUCUACUACAAGGCCAGCGUCGUCUACCGCAACACCCGCGCCAACCUCCAGCAAACCUGGGCCUCAACCUCCUACCACAUGCAGAAGAUGCGCGACAACGCCGCCUGCGCCGACCAAGAGUUCGCCAACAUCCUCGACGAUGCCGACCCCGGUCUUUCCUGGAACCCCACCUUCGACCCCAAGGACCGCGCCCAGCCCUUCCUCUCAAGCCUCACCUCCCUCUCCCCCUUCGCCAACAAGCCCCGCGUCGCCAUUCUCCGCGAACAGGGCGUAAACAGCCAAGCCGAGAUGGCCUUUGCCUUCAACACCGCCGGCUUCGCCGCCGUCGACGUCCACAUGACAGACAUCAUCUCCGGCCGCGUCUCGCUUUCCUCCUUCGUCGGCCUCGCCGCCUGCGGCGGCUUCUCCUACGGCGACGUUCUCGGCGCCGGACAGGGCUGGGCCAAAUCCGUGCUCCUGCACGAAGCCACCCGCGCCGAAUUCCAGUCCUUCUUCCAGCGGCCCGACACCUUCGCCCUGGGCGUCUGCAAUGGCUGCCAGUUCCUCUCCCGCCUCUCAUCGCUCAUCCCCGGCGCUGAGAACUGGCCUACGUUCGAACGCAACGCCUCGGAGCAGUACGAGGGUCGUGUCGCCAUGGUCCGCAUCUCUGAUCCCGACCCGUCGAAGCCCUCCGUCUUCCUGCACGGCAUGCAUGGUUCCUCUUUCCCUAUUGCCGUUGCGCACGGCGAGGGCCGCGCUUCGUUCAUCGCGUCCCCGACGGACCCGCAGUCCUUCGUUGCCAGUGGCCUCGCACCGGUCCGCUACGUCGAUAACGCUACCCUCAAUCCGACCAUGAAGUACCCCUUCAACCCCAACGGUAGCCCUGAGGGUAUUGCUGGUGUGCGUAGUGCUGAUGGUCGUGUCUUGGCAAUCAUGCCUCAUCCUGAGCGUACUGUCAUGAACGGUAUUGCGAGCUGGUUGCCAGCUAAGGCCGAGGAGUGGGGUGAUAUUGGGCCCUGGGGCAGGGUCUUCUUCAGUGCGAGACGCUGGGUUGGUUAG
Messenger RNA from Aspergillus calidoustus, 4077 nucleotides. Lineage: Eukaryota; Fungi; Ascomycota; Eurotiomycetes; Eurotiales; Aspergillaceae. The record is from the annotation of a GenBank genome assembly.